Messenger RNA from Momordica charantia (bitter melon), 3553 nucleotides. RefSeq names its product exoribonuclease 4 (gene XRN4). Gene Ontology annotation, biological process: nuclear-transcribed mRNA catabolic process. Gene Ontology annotation, cellular component: nucleus. The record is from RefSeq and is a predicted model, not a curated record. NCBI's taxonomy places the organism in Eukaryota, Viridiplantae, Streptophyta, Magnoliopsida, Cucurbitales, Cucurbitaceae. Gene Ontology annotation, molecular function: RNA binding; zinc ion binding; 5'-3' RNA exonuclease activity.
ACCCGAUUUUCGUCUUUUUCUCUGCCCGCAGCACUUUCGGUCCGUACACUCAACUUGGCGGCACGAGCUUUUGCAGAUCUCGAAACGCCCUCCCUCUCUCUGAACUUACUCGCCGGAGCUCCAGAGGCUAUGGGUGUGCCAGCCUUCUACCGGUGGCUCGCCGACCGAUACCCUCGCUCGAUUGCCGAUGUGGUGGAGGAAGAGCCAGUCGAGGGCCCCAAUGGCGUCCUCCUGCCGAUCGAUGUCUCCAAGCCCAACCCUAACGGCAUGGAGUUUGACAACUUGUACUUGGAUAUGAAUGGCAUAAUUCAUCCAUGCUUUCAUCCCGAAGGCAAGCCUCCGCCUGCUACUUAUGAUGUUGUAUUCAAAUCCAUUUUCGAUUACAUUGACCAUCUCUUCUCAUUGGUUAGGCCAAGAAAGGUUCUUUACAUGGCAAUUGAUGGCGUUGCACCUAGAGCUAAAAUGAACCAGCAACGCUCUCGGCGGUUCAGAGCUGCAAAAGAUGCUGCUGAGGCCGAAGCUGAAGAAGAAAGAUUGAGAAAAGAGUUUGAAGCUGAGGGGCAAAGCUUGUUGCCUAAGGAAAAGCCUGAAACAUGUGACUCUAAUGUUAUCACUCCAGGAACUCAAUUUAUGGCAGUGCUUUCAGUAGCGCUUCAGUAUUAUGCACAGUCAAGAUUGAAUCACAACCCAGGAUGGAGGUUUACAAAGGUUAUUCUAUCUGAUUCGAAUGUUCCUGGUGAGGGAGAACACAAAAUUAUGUCAUACAUCCGGCUACAACGCAAUUUACCUGGUUUUGAUCCAAAUACUCGACAUUGUCUGUACGGUCUGGAUGCAGAUCUGAUUAUGCUCAGUCUAGCAACACACGAGGUCCACUUUUCGAUUCUAAGAGAGGUAAUUAUGCUACCUGGGCAACAGGAGAAAUGUUACAAUUGUGGCCAAGUUGGUCAUUUUGCAGCUGAGUGUCGUGGAAAGCCUGAUGGACCUGAAGAUUGGAAUGCAGCAGAUGAAACUCCAAUUCAUAAGAAGAAAUAUCAGUUUCUCAACAUUUGGGUUUUACGAGAAUACUUGGAGUACGAAUUGGACAUUCCAAAUCCACCUUUUGAGGUUGAUUUUGAGCGGAUAGUGGAUGAUUUUGUGUUUUUGUGUUUCUUUGUUGGCAAUGACUUUCUUCCACAUAUGCCAACCUUGGAGAUAAGAGAGGGUGCUAUUAAUCUGCUGAUGCACAUAUAUAGAAGGGAGUUUCCUUCUAUGGGUGGUUAUCUUACUGAGGCGGGUGAGGUCAUGUUAGAUAAAGUGGAACAUUUUAUCCAAUCUGUAGCUGUACAUGAAGACCAAAUCUUUCAAAAAAGAGCUCGAAUUCAGCAGGCACAAGAGAACAAUGAAGAAAUGAGAGGUAGAGCAAGAAGAGAGAAUGGUGUUGUACCCCCAUUUUCAACUGUUGACAAGAUUAAGUUGGGGGAGCCUGGCUACAAGGGGAGGUAUUAUGCUGAGAAGUUCAAUGCUUCAAGUCCAGAACAUAUCGCUGAAAUAAAACAAGAUGUGGUCCUGAAAUAUGUGGAGGGUUUAUGUUGGGUCUGUCGAUAUUACUAUUCAGGAGUUUGCUCUUGGCAGUGGUAUUAUCCUUAUCAUUAUUCGCCUUUUGCCUCUGACCUAAAAAACUUGGCUGAUUUGGAGAUAACCUUUUUCAUUGGAGAGCCAUUUAAACCUUUUGAUCAACUGAUGGGAACUCUACCAGCUGCAAGUUCGAGUGCUCUACCUGAGAAAUACAGAAAGUUGAUGACAGAUCCAUCAUCUCCUAUCCUUGAAUUUUAUCCUUCUGAUUUUGAGAUUGACAUGAAUGGCAAGCGUUUUCAAUGGCAGGGUGUUGCCAAAUUGCCUUUCAUUGAUGAGAGAAAGUUGCUUGCUCAAACUAGGAGACUUGAAGGCUCUUUAACGGAAGAAGAGAAGAAUCGGAAUAGUGUGAUGCUUGAUCUGCUUUAUACACAUUGUACCCAUCCAUUGUCUGCACAGAUUUUCUCUUAUUUCCAAGUUACUUGUCAACUACCUCCACCUGAAAGAACUUGUUGGGCGAUUGACACUAAUGUCAGUGGUGGGAUGAAUGGAUUCCUCUGGUUGUGUGAGAGAAAUGUAUUCCAUAAUGUUGUCCCAUCACCAAUCAACGGUUUUCCUGAUAUCCAGUGUAAUCAAGUCGUAAAUGUUACAUAUCUUAAUCCUCAGAAUCACAAACACAUCCCCAAACCUCCAAAGGGCGUAGUCAUGCCCAAAAAGGUUGUAAGUCCCGUGGAUAUCAAACCGUUCCCGACAUUAUGGCACGAAGACAAUAGUUCCCGGCGCUAUCAUGGCAGAGAAAGGCCUCAAGUACCUGGAGCUAUAGCUGGUCCUCUAUUGGGAGAAGCAGCUCAUCGUCUUGUAAAGAACACUCUUAAUAUCAAACUUAAUGGCUCAUCGUCGGGAAUGUUUGAACAACCCUAUUCUCGGAAUUUGCCGGGUCAUGUUAUGUUUUCUAGACCACGACAGGUUGGACCUGCAGGUUACGAAACUGGGUACGGUGAAGAGCCGAAUUAUAACUAUGGGCACCAUAAUAAUAACUAUGGUGUAUCGGCUAGGCCAAGAUAUCCCCACUCAUCAAACAAUAUGCCAGGCGACAGGCAAAGUUUCAGAGCAAACGAUAAAGUACAGCAUCAGGAACGAUACAACAACGUGAGGACUGGAAUGUCCGCUUUGACAAUUGAAGAGAGUGUGAAGAAUCGGUCUGCUGACGUGUUAACUCCCAGCCUUCCUCCAGUGGCGUUGCUGAAGAUGCCGAGCAUUGGAAAUUCAGCAGCAAACCAACAAAAUUUUGUCCUGGCUACUGACGCUCUUCCUUCACCACCUCACAAAUGGAUCAAUAGAGCUCCAAAUGUAAGUAUGAUUAAUGCAAGACAACAGGAUGAGAAGCAAAUGAAACAAGUUUAUCUGGCGAAGACUCCGGCAGGCCAGAGUGGGUCAGGUUCCGGAAGCAAGCAGUAAUCGUUGAUUGUUCUUGUUAAGUCACCCCAAAUAUGAAAAGCAUUUUUAGCAUUCCACAACUUGCACCUAACGAGGGACUUGAGAGAGGCACACCCUAACAGGUAUUUCGAGGCAAGUCAUGCGAGCUGAUCAUCCAUUUGGUGGAGUCGCUUCUUGAAUUCUAAUCACAGAAGUUCCUUUUUAGCGGCUGAGCACGACAUGUUAUUUGUGCAAGAACAGAUUCAAGCCAAAAAAGGGGUAAGAACAUUUAAUGAAUUUUGUGCAUAUUGUACCAAUGAAUCGUGCAUAACUGUAGUGUAAUCUACAAGGUUUACCUCUAGAAAUUUGUCCAACUUAGUUUGGGGUUUUGAAGAGGAAUUGUAGAGUAGAGAUGUUGAUAUCAGAGCACAGAAGAUAAGAAUAGUUCACAGGUUAUCUAUGUAUCUUUUAUUUUUUUUUCAAAGCAAAAAAACAUGGCCAAAGAGGCAAGGCAAGGGAUUAGACAAACUCGUACCUUUGAUCACAUUUUAUUUUGGUGCUUAUUGGAGCAUUUGGUUCGUUUCGA